Penicillium arizonense is the source of this 321-nucleotide messenger RNA. RefSeq lists its product as uncharacterized. The transcript has a single exon. The coding region runs from base 1 to 321 and encodes 106 amino acids. The record is from RefSeq and is a predicted model, not a curated record. Lineage: Eukaryota; Fungi; Ascomycota; Eurotiomycetes; Eurotiales; Aspergillaceae.
AUGCCAGAGUCACCCAAGCCAGAAUCACUCAAAUUCGAGCCUCGUCGCCGAGUUCAGCAUCGCCAAUUCAAGAGUCACCGAUACCUGAACUACGCAGGCCCGAGCUGGAUCAUCCAGCCCCAGCCGAUCCCAAGUCACCCAAACCAGAAUCUUCCAAACCAGUGCCUCCCCAACCAACUCCAACAGUGGAUCAAGGGACUAGGUGACGGUAUUCGCCUCUGGCAUGUGGAGUCCGGACAACUGAUCCGCUCUGUGUUUAUCUUCAAGAUCAAGACGACUAACCCAGAGAAUCAGCCACUGCGGUCAUUUGAGUUGUUUUGA